UAGACGUCUAUGUUUCACUUCGCUUAAAGCAUAGUUUAUGCACAUUUAUACCUAAGAAAAGAUCGGCAGUUACUCAAGUAGUUUCGAGCAGUUGAAAAUUCGGCUUUAAGAGGGAAAGAAACCCUAAACCUCUUCCUUGAAUUCCAGCCAAAACCCUUCCUCGAACACACAAGCCAUCGCCACAAUGCGGACGACACCACACUCGAUCGUCCGAGCGCUGGGCCUUCUCCUCACCGGUCACUGCCUCUUCGCCGCCGCCGCCGCCAGCGUUCCUCAUCUCGUCGGCGACUCCAUUUGGUCGAUUCCCACCAGCGACGAUUUCUACACCCGCUGGGCCGAGAACCGGUCCUUCUCCGUCGGUGAUUCCUUGACGUUCAGAUUCGAGGUGGGGUUUUACGACGCCGUCCAGGUCUCCAGGCGGGAGUUCGACGACUGCACCGCGGAGAAUCCCUUCCGGUCGUUCCCGGAGGGUCCGGCGACGGUGAGAUUAAACGAAGAAGGCGUGCAUUACUUCGUGUGCAGCUUCGGGAAUUACUGCCGCCUCGGCCAAAAGGUCGCCGUCUCCGUUCGACGGAAGCUUCCACGGCGCGCUGCUCCUCCUCCUCCUUGAGAUCGAUGCGAAAACAGAAAAGAAAAGGGAAAGUCACUUGAUUGCCGUUGUUAAUUCAUGUGCUGUGAUUUAUUAAAUGUAUUUUUGUGUGCGCAAAAAAUUUACAGUAUGAAUAUUAUAUUUUACUUUAUGUGUGUUUGGUUUCAUGUGAUUGAA
Messenger RNA from Zingiber officinale, 766 nucleotides. Its product is annotated as umecyanin-like. Gene Ontology annotation, molecular function: electron transfer activity. The record is from RefSeq and is a predicted model, not a curated record. The transcript has 2 exons. Lineage: Eukaryota; Viridiplantae; Streptophyta; Magnoliopsida; Zingiberales; Zingiberaceae. Gene Ontology annotation, cellular component: plasma membrane. Bases 185 to 610 code for a protein of 141 amino acids.